Molecule: messenger RNA, 910 nt
Organism: Arabidopsis arenosa
Lineage: Eukaryota; Viridiplantae; Streptophyta; Magnoliopsida; Brassicales; Brassicaceae
Source: the annotation of a GenBank genome assembly
AACGUUCAUUUGUAGAAAUCUGUAAACUUUCUGGGAAAAUUUGGUGAAGAUUUUGUAGAAUCGUGAUGAUGGGUUUAUCAAAAGGUAGAUUAAAAGCAUGGUUCAAUAAGAAAAUCACUGACCCUCUUCUCCAGAUCUUGCGUAGAGGUACUGAGCCAAAGCAGCUUGCUUUCUCUGCCGCACUGGGUAUUACUUUGGGGAUAUUUCCUAUAUGUGGUGUUCCUGUGUUUCUAUGUGGAGUAGCUUUUGCGUUGCUGGGGUCUGCUUGUCAUGCUCCAACUGUGAUGUUGGCUAAUAUCAUUGCCACUCCUGUAGAACUAGCUCUCGUGGUGCCUUUCCUAAGACUUGGUGAAAAAGUCACUGGUGGACCUCAUUUUCCUUUGACAUCAGAUGCUCUAAAGAAGGUUUUCACUGGUCAAGCCUCUCAGGAAGUCUUUUUAAGCAUUGGUAAUGCGUUACUAGGGUGGCUCGUAGCAACUCCAUUUUUCUUUAUUACGUUAUAUGUUGUGUUGCUGCCAUGUUUCAAAAUCCUCGUCCGCAAAUUUGGCGCCGGUAAUUCGACCCCAAAGUUACCUACUACAAGUAUGGAGACAGAGCUCAACCCAAAGCCAAGAGAUGCUUAAAUUCAACAAGACUUAGAAACCUCACUGUUCUUUUUAUCAACACGAAGCCCCUGAAAUUGUAACAUCGAUAUGCAUAGACUAAUGUAUAGAGUAUACCACACACACUUGCAUUGUCAAAACCUCAUACUCUUGUUUGUUUGUAAACUCUUUUGAAAAUGUCAGUAACUGAAAGUACUGGUGGUUAUACAUUUGAACGCCUAAACUCCGCAGUCCACACAUAAGCGUAAAGCCCAUUUUUAUGGGUUUGUUCUUGUAUUGACCAAACGGAAUAGAUACUUGUGAGAUUU